AUGUCUCAACUCGAAGCAACUCAACACCGCACUGAUGAAUCUUCAUCUGAUGAGAGGACUGGAUCCACGCGCAGUGUCAUUCAAGGGUCAAUUUCUAAUCCUAUUCAAUGUCAGGCUACCAGUGCGACUGAACCAAGACUGUGCCAUUCCACUCACAAAGUGGAAGGGGUCAAGAAUGCACAGCUUGAAAACCAGGCGCUGAAGGAAAGACUGCGCGCUGUGGAGGAACAGAAUACGGUACUAUUGGCCAAUAAGGGUCGCCGCAAGAAGGACAUUUCUGUUUCCGAAGAUAUUCUAGCCUUUGAAGUGGAACUCAAGGUCUGCGCAAAACGAUAUGGUCUCACAGUCAACAUGUUCCCUCCACCAGCAGCCCUGCUCAAAACGACACUUCCCAACCCUGCACUGCCAUUCAAUACAGCUGCUCGGUACACCACGAAAGGUUCGCAGGAGAUCGCAGUUCUGGCGGAAUUGUACAACAUGCUCCCUCAGCACCUGCAUCAUCUGGUGCCGAUGAAUCAUUUUUUCAAUGUGUUCUCCAAGGCAGUCUGUGCUGGCCGCGCCUCCGAGCUUAAACAGCUCAGGAGUGUCACUGGCCAGAUUUUUGAACUUCCCCAACAUUACUUUGCCAUCUCACACACUCAUGACACAGAACCUGAGAUCCAGCAGCUCCUUGGUAUCACUGGCAAGGCCGGCAAGUCAUAUCCCCUUUUGCCACCUCUAUUGUUUCCAGGGAAUAUUAUUGAUCGCAGUCGUAAAACACUGUUUGGUAACUGGCAACCUAUAGCUAAGACACUGGCCUGCUGCCUCAAGGGCAGGACAUCACUCUCUAAUGGGAGCAGACAACAGGGCGGUGCUCCACCCAAUGCAGUCAAGUGGGGUGUUAUGGCGGUAACGCCCGGGGCUAUGGCUUGGGCGCUCGUUGCAAACAUCUUUAUGUUAUCACCUGACCAGGAAUUUCCCCAAGAAGGCAAGGGGAAGACCUCGAGAAUUAACUACAGCACGGUCUUUGCGUUCUUUAAAGAACUUCUGGUCUGCGACUGGGAGAAGCCUCACCUAAAGGAGAUUACAAAGCAUAUCAAUACCUUCGUUUUUGAACAUGCUUCUCGCCCCUCUCACGAUCUUAAUAGCAGGGAUUCCACUGAUGAUCUUCAAGAAGAGAUGCACUUUGCUCAACUUGGAUUGGCGGCAGAUGCAGAAGAGGACCCAUCUGACCCUGACCUGGACACGAGUAUCGAUGUCCUCGCUAAAGCUGCGGGAAUGAUAACUAUAGUGUCAGCCCUCACUACAGCAAGCCACUCUUCAUCAGUCAGCAGCAGUCAGCCGGUUUUUCACAAACCAGUAGCGGAAACAGAGGUGAUAGUAAUUGAAGAGACUGAUAUUCAGAAGAUGAAGUCUAAAGCAGGUCGGCCCAAAAAGUCGAAGGUGGUGUGGGAAGGGGAUAAUGGUCCAGGUGAAUCUGUCCCCCAGCGACGCGGCCGUUCGAAGAAAUAG
Messenger RNA from Suillus clintonianus, 1491 nucleotides. RefSeq lists its product as uncharacterized. The transcript has 6 exons. NCBI's taxonomy places the organism in Eukaryota, Fungi, Basidiomycota, Agaricomycetes, Boletales, Suillaceae. The coding region runs from base 1 to 1491 and encodes 496 amino acids. The record is from RefSeq and is a predicted model, not a curated record.